This is a messenger RNA of Cladocopium goreaui, 1848 nucleotides long. NCBI's taxonomy places the organism in Eukaryota, Dinophyceae, Suessiales, Symbiodiniaceae. The record is from the annotation of a GenBank genome assembly.
AUGUCUGGCUUCAAGCAGGUGGAGAACCUGGAGGAUGGCAGCGAGCUUGAGGCUGAUGUUUCUAUUCAAAUGAAACGGUCCACGUUGAAGAAGACGGCUGUAGCACUGGCAACUGCGAUGGUCGUUUGUGUUGGCAUUUUCGCCUUGUCAACGAAUGGCUUCAGCCGCAGCUGCAGCAAUGUUGGAGCUUUGCAAGGCAAGUCUUCUUUGGACCUUAGUUCCGCCAUCCGCAGCACUAGUGAAAAACUGAUCCAGGCAACCAAGAACAACCAAACUCUGGCUGAUGAGACUGUGCUGAAGGCCAUGGUGAAGGCAGGUCGCAAGGUUCAGGACCAUUGGGAGAAGCACCACAUCCGCAAAUUGGACACUCUUAUGACCAUCAGAAGGGUGAAAGGAUUCCGCCAAAGACAAAAGGCCAAACUUGCUGGAAUGGCAGAAUGCUCCUUCAACAUCUUGGAGGCAUUUGUCUCAGUGGUGGGUAUGGGUGAUGACAUCAAUGCCAUCAUUCGCACUUGCCCUGCACCUCGUGAUGGUGAGUCUGAGUUGGCUUGCCAGGUAAACGGUGCCAUCCUGGGUGCUUGGGUGGGCAACCUUGCUGCCAAGCUGGCCUUGGCAGCUUCAGAUUGUGCCUUGAGCCUCAACGUGGAUGCCAUUUGCUCUGCUGGUGUCGCAGGCUUGGUGUCAGCCAUGGGAGAGAUUGCAGCUGGAGCUUCUUUGGGUGUGGCCUGUUCCGGAACUCCGCCACAACUGAGCACCACCAAGGUCAGUGUCCUGGGAGAUCAGACCGUCCGGGACAGCCGACGUUUGCUGAUUGGAGAAGGCGCUGUCGGCAAUGGUGUGCAGUGUGGUGUGGAUGUGGGCAUGGUGGCAGCCAACAUUGCAAACAUGGGUCUUGCCAUCAACAAGGCCGUGAAUGUGAACAAGUGCAAAGCGAGCACCUUUCGCUCACCAUUGAACGUGUUCAAGGGCAUCCCAGAGACACUUUGCACCAUUGACAUUGGUGGUGCUGUGGCGUACAUCGGUGAGGUUGUUACCUUCAUCAAUCUCAUUGUGGUUCACUGUAAGGACUUUCUGGAUGUCAACGCACUUUGUGCUGGCUCCAUAGCUGCGAUCACCACGGGUGCAGCGGCCAUUGUGCCCUACGGCGCAGCAGUGCACGCGGCCUGCGCGAACAACCAUUUCUUGAAGACACCCAAGAGUCAAGCACAGCUUUCGAAAUUGUGGUAUUCCCCAGGCUAUGAUCCUGUGUCAGGCUUGCGUCGACGCUUGACGGAGGAGGAGACGGCUGCUAAGCAACCCUUGAAGGAAAGCUUGUCUCAGAUCGCGGCGAACCGUGAGACUUUGGAGGAGCUGAAGAAGGCGACGGAUGUUCCCAAGCCGGGCAGCACAGAGGCAGACAUGGAGACUCUCUUGAACCUCAUGGGCGGAGAGGACAAGGCGCGUGUCGCCUGGCAAUGCUAGGUCACGUUCAGAGCCGUGAGGACGGCUUUUCCACGUGUGGCCUAUUCAAAUCGUGUGGUCAGAUAGUGUCAGAAGAUGAAAUCCAACUGACGCAUCGCGAAUCACAAUUAAUUUGAGUAUACUUGGAUGUAUAGGAUAUAUUUACUUGAAUCAUUUGGACUUACUUUCUAUCAGCUAAACAGCUGAUAGCAGCUGUUGGUGCUAGGUCAACAUGACAGCUACCUGGAUCAUUAAUGAUUUGGGUAGGCUGUGUAAUUACUUGGGUUGCUUCAGCUGACUUGACGACAAUCCAUGUCGAAUGGUACAGGCAAUACCCUGCAGAUUGUGGGCUUUGCAGCUCCAAAAAGAGCUGUGACAUCCGCAUUCCUGUCCAUAGUGAACGGGCGG